Messenger RNA from Symbiodinium necroappetens, 563 nucleotides. The record is from the annotation of a GenBank genome assembly. Lineage: Eukaryota; Dinophyceae; Suessiales; Symbiodiniaceae.
AUGCUUAAGUCAGGACUAUUCCAGAGGUAUUGCCUUUGGUGCCUCCUUGCACAGAGCGCCUUUCGUGCUUCCGUAAAGGCAACUCUGGUCCAGGUGUCCGUCGACAGCACCGGAGCCAGCCACGGCCACAGCUCUUCGCGAACACACCGGUCGCGAUUGCUUCGUUCCUCGGCAGGCAGGGAGGAGCGAGAGCACUAUGAUCUGCUCAUUGUCAUCCCAGCCAGCGCAGAGCGGGACCAACAGCGCAUGGAUGCUGUCAGAGAGACGUGGACACUGGACAUUGACCCCGAAACACACCAGUGUGCCAGGUGCCAGAGCAACCGCACGGUGAAGUACCUGUUCUUGCUGGGUAACGAGGCAGCCGACGAGGCUCCCGAGAAGGAUGUCGCGAUUUUGCGAAGGUGCAGCAGUGACUAUGAUCAUCUUGCGCACAAAGUUCGUCAGGGGAUCCGGUAUGCGGUGACACACUACAGCUUCCACUUGCUGUUGAAAGCUGACACUGACUCCUGGAUAUUCCUCGACCGCCUGAUUGACUUCGCAGAGGGCCACCGCUUGUUUUCCAG